Messenger RNA from Ceratosolen solmsi marchali, 655 nucleotides. RefSeq names its product SUN domain-containing protein 1-like. The record is from RefSeq and is a predicted model, not a curated record. The transcript is spliced from 4 exons. Gene Ontology annotation, cellular component: meiotic nuclear membrane microtubule tethering complex; nuclear envelope. Gene Ontology annotation, molecular function: protein-membrane adaptor activity. NCBI's taxonomy places the organism in Eukaryota, Metazoa, Arthropoda, Insecta, Hymenoptera, Agaonidae. Bases 13 to 447 code for a protein of 144 amino acids.
AAUUUGAAUGCUAUGAAGACAGAUUUGAAUAAAUUGAGGAGUAAUUUGAAUAUAUUAGGGAAUAAUUUGAACUCAUUAUCGAACGAAGUGAAAGUAGUAAUGGAAUCGAAUAGUGAAAUUGAAAAUAAUUUUAAGGAGAUUAAAUGUAGAUUACGUAAUUUAUCAGAUACGAUAUUAAAACUUAGAAACGAAGUAUAUGAAGAAUCUAUAUCAUUGGACAGUGUUAAAGAGAUAGUGAAAUCCGAAUUGGAAACCUACGAUGCCGAUAAAACUGGAAAAACGGAUUUUGCACUUGAAAGUUCAGGUGGCUCGAUUAUUUCUACAAGAAAUACCGAGACUUAUUUCGUUGGCGUACCUACUAUGAGUAUAUUUGGAAUUCCUAUAUGUAAACAGCAUAACAUUCCACGAAUAAUUAUUCAGGUUUCAUUUAUUAUUAAUAUUCUUUAAAUUAAGUCACAAUUAUUGUCAUAAUUUUAAUUGUUUGCCUAAAAUAAGAGCAAAUCAUUCUCCAUCUCAUGCGAAAAAUGAUAGGAUAAAAAGAUAAAAGGAAUAAUAAAAAAUCGUCUGUAGAGAUAUUUGAUAAUAGUAGCUUAUGACAAUGCAUUAAUUCUAUUUAAAAACUCUAUUAUUAUUCAAUAUUACGAUUAUCAAUUAU